Musa acuminata AAA Group (dessert banana) is the source of this 4751-nucleotide messenger RNA. RefSeq names its product zinc finger CCCH domain-containing protein 53-like. Gene Ontology annotation, molecular function: metal ion binding; RNA binding. The record is from RefSeq and is a predicted model, not a curated record. Bases 2060 to 4006 code for a protein of 648 amino acids. Lineage: Eukaryota; Viridiplantae; Streptophyta; Magnoliopsida; Zingiberales; Musaceae. The transcript has 12 exons.
UUCAUCGCAUCUCGCCCACCGUCAUCGCUCGGAAACCUCAAGAAACCGACCGCCGAGGAAUCUCGUCGCCGGCACGGUGAUUCCCACCAUCUCGUCCGCACUAUCAGACGGAGCUCUUCCCUUCGUUGGGCCUUCCUAGGAGCUCGCCGUUCUUGGACGCGGCGGACCGUGAAAUCUCCGGAAACCUCAAGAAAACCAUCGCCGACGAAUCGCGUCGAGUUCACGGGGAUCCCACCAUCUUGCCGGCGAUAUCAUGCGGAGCCCUCCCCUUCGCCGGACUUUCAUAGGAGCUCGCCGUUGUUGGAUGCGGCGGAACGUGAAAUCUCCGGAAACCUCAAGAAAACCAUUGCCGAGGAAUGGCGUCGGCGUCACGGCGGAUCCCACCAUAUCACUGGCACUAUCCGGUGGAGCCCUUCUUUUCGUCGGACUUUCUUAGUAGCUCGCCGUUCUUGGACGCGGCGGACCGUGAAAUCUCCGGAAUCCUCUGCGUCGGAGUACGGCGGAUCACACCAUAUCACUGGCACUAUCCGGCGGAGCCCUCCUUUUCGUCGGACUUUCUUAGGAGCUCGCCGUUCUUGGACGCGGCGUUCCGUGAAAUCUUCGGAAACCGCAAGAAAAUCACCGCAGAGGGAUCGCAUCGCCGUCAAGGUGGAUCCCACCAUCUCGUCGGCGAUAUCAGAGGGAGCCCUUCUCUUCCGGACAUUCUUAGGAGCUCGAGUUUCUUGGAUCCGGCGGAUCGUGAAUUAUCCUGAAACGUCAGGAACCCACCGCCAAGGAAUCGCGGUGGCAGAUCCCACCAUCUCGCCGGCGAUAUCAGACGGAGCCAUCCCGCCGCCAAGGAAUUGCGUCGCCGUCACCGCGGAUCCAUCAUUUCACCGGUGCUAUCAUCUUGAGCCGAUCCGUACGGGUUUCUAGCCCAUGGUCGGAUGUGGAUGUUGAAACGCUUCUUGAAGUGCACAGAUGGGGAUCCGGUGAACAGGGCAUUGGGCUCAAUGUUAGAUUGCAAUCGCUGAUAUGUUGAAGGCAAUGAUGAGAAAUUUGAUUUCGCUGAAUCCGAAAACUGAUCCGUCGCCUAGUUUUCCUGUGGAAGGCCUUUGUGUUCAGAUGGAUCUGACUUAGUUGGCUGGCAUGAGAUGCAUAGAUACCAGAAGGUCUACCCUAUGGAGAGUUGUCAUAACAAGAGAGAGGAUCGAUGAGUGGCUCUGGUGUGACGAGGACAUAUGGGCUUUACAAAAGGAUUGCUCUCGACUGCUUCCAGAAAGAAAACCACAACCACAGCAAUAAUAGCAACAUCUGGUCUUCAAAAGUUGGCCGACUUUUCACUCUCUCGACAUUGCAACAGUUGCGGUUGGCCCCAAGCAAUAGCAUUUCCUCGUCACAUUUGUGAAGAUUACUACAUCGACGCCGCCUUGUGUUUCCAUGUCUCUCUCUAUAUAAACCCGGGAGAGGAGUCGCAGAUUCUACCACGAGCUGUUUGUUACUAGGAGCAGAUAAGCUCGUGAUGUUGGAAGCAUUAUCUCCAAGGUCUCACGUAAAAGACACGAGGGAUAAAUGCAUUGUCAUUGCUGCUGUUCCUGAAACACUGGGUCUGCUGCACUGGGCCAUUUACCACGCUGCACCUAUGUCCACAGCCUGCAGGCGCAAUAACUACAGACAAGGUACGAUGGUACCUGCAAGUUGCCACGGUGCCGUCUGAUGAUGGGCUACAAGUGAUGCAUGAGAGUUCAGUCCCAGCGAGCUUUCAUCACUUUUUGACAGAAGGGAGAUCUCGGUCGUACUAACAAAAUUACCAAACUGGGGCGAUCCGGUGGCGCGCACUCAACUUGCUAGCCGUGGGGGGGUCACGAGGAGAAAGCUUAUUUUGCGGAACAGUGAUUGCAGCCUUGGAUUCCAGCGGUUUGGUCUGAAACGGGAACAGCUCAGUGAUCUGCUUCGGUCUCCUGAAGAUGACUCACCUCGUUGCUCGCUCCCCAUACGCCACGAUAUUUUCCCUGUGGUGUGUUGCUGCUAUAAGCGGAGAAGCCAAGGGGUGGCAUUACUCCAAUCGAUAAGUUCAAUCAUGGACGCCAACGAGGCGACGAGGAUGGUGUUCUCCAAGAUACAGAAUCUGGACCCGGAGAACGCCCCCAGGAUUAUGGGCCUUCUCUUGCUGCAGGAUGACGCCGAGAAGGAGGUCAUUCGCUUGGCCUUCGGCCACGAAGCCCUCCUCCACGCCGUGGUGGUGAAGGCCAAGGAGGAGCUUGGCCUCGCUCCGCCACCCUCUGCCGGCGGCUCCGCAGCUCCCCCCUACCUCCUCCGUCUGAACUCCGCCAAGCGCCUGCUCGCCGUCUCCUCCCCUUCCUCGGGGGCCCCGAACUCUGUGUUCUCCCGCUCCGGCAGCAGUCUCGGUGACAUUGGUUUGGAUGGAUCGUUGGAGCAACUCCAGAACUCCGACGAGCUCAUUAGCCCCAGCAAUUUCAGCUCGUCCCCAUUCCAUGGCAGCGGCGGCGACCACGUUCCGGACCAGUUAUCCUUCCUCGGCGGCCCCGCCGCGGCCCCUAAUUCCAGGUCAUCGAAGCCCAGCAGCGGUGGUGACGUGAUCCACCCGGACGUCGGGUUCUGGAGCCCGCGAGGGAACGGUGACGGUUCGCUCUUCCCUUAUGGGUUGGGAUGGGGACUCGACGGCUACCAGCAUCAGCGGAGCUGCUCCGCCGAUGACGACCUCUUCCUCGGUGCCGCCCCCACACUGGAGUUCGGUUGGGAUCCGUGCCUCUACUUCGCGAGAGGCUACUGCAAAAACGGGACAGCGUGUCGGUUCCUCCACGGGCUACCGGAGGAGGCCGCGGCGACCGCUGUCACCGGCGCCAAGUUGGAUGCGGUGAUGCAGCAGCGCCAGGAGCUUCUAAUGAGAUCAAAAAGCCAGAGGAUGGGCGGCGCUUCGCAUCUCAUGGCCGCCGGGUUCCCAGACUCGCCGACGGGUUCGGUGCGGACUUCUCCGUCAUCCACCUCGAGCAAAUUCCUGAGCUUCUUGCUUCAGCAGCAACAAAACGAGAGCCAAAGGGCGGCAGCUGCGGCGGCGCUGAUGCUGGGCGGGGACGAGGCAAAUAAGUUGAUGGGCGGAUCAAGAAUAGAAAGAAGCGAUUUGCUGGGAAAUCAUGGUUCCAGGCAGAUCUACUUGACCUUCCCCGCUGACAGCACGUUUCGGGAAGAGGACGUGUCCAACUACUUCCGCAUCUACGGGCCAGUGCAAGACGUGAGGAUCCCCUACCAGCAGAAGAGGAUGUUCGGCUUCGUGACCUUCGUCUACCCGGAGACCGUGAGGCUGAUCUUGGCUAAGGGAAACCCACACUUCGUCUGCGAUUCCCGGGUUCUCGUCAAGCCAUAUAAGGAGAAGGCAAAACUCGUCCCCGACAAGUACAACAGGAAGCAGCAGCAGCAGCAGCAGGAGGCUGAGAGGUGUACGACUUCUGCAGCCCUGGAUGCUAGAGAAGCCUAUGACCUUCACCAGCUUGGUGCAAAGAUGUUGUACAGCAGCACCAGCGCGGAGCUGCUGUGGAGAAGAAAGCUAGAAGAGCAGCAGCAAGCAGCGGAGCUGCAGCGGGCCAUUGAGCUACAGGGGAGGCGAUUCAUGGGCCUCCAAAUCCUUGACCUCAACAACCAAAGCUUCCCCACCUCAGCCACAUCAUCCUCCAUCGACUCCCUCAUCAUCACCUCCGCUCAACCAAUCAGUAAUCUGGACAGAAGCAGUAGUCGGGUAGCGUCGCCAACCGAGGCUGAGAGCCUCAGCAUUGCAGAACCUGAAGAGAAGGUUAAUAGCUCCCCUGGAUCUUUACUCCAGCAGCAGCACGAAUCUGCCGAUGAAGAUGGUGACUCCCGUGGGAGGGCGGAUCCUAACUUGCCCGACAGCCCAUUUGCUUCACCCACCAAAUCUUCCUCCAUGCUCGACUCGUUCUCCACCGGCGAAGACAUGACUACUUGCUGCAUCGCAAACAAUGGCAGCAGCGGCAACAACAGCUUCGUCACUUGACGUCCCCACCUCCGGUUCAUACUUCUUCCAAACGCCGAGGUAAAAAAGCACCCCACCCGUCACUGAAAAAAGAAGCUUAGGGGACAUAAUGAGCCAAGUGUAAGCCUCAUUGCCCGCCCCUUUUUUUUUUUUGGUCACUUUCAAACUUUUGCCAUGCCUCUUUUUUUGGUUUUUGAAACAGCAAAAGCAUAGUGAUACGCAGGGCAGGGUGAAGUGGAUUCCAUGGAUGGCCCGAAAGUCUAUGGUUUCUUCCUUCUUUUCUUCUUAUAGUUUUCCAGUGUAAGCUUUACAGGAAAAUCUUCCCUUGCCAUCGCUGAUUUCGCCUGUACCCCGGUUGCCAUGACAUCGUGUCAGUAAGGAAUGCGUACCAUGGGAAUGCAGCUGGAACAAUGGGGACUACGGCUCAAUAUAACUGGAAGUUCAAUGUCAUGCAGGUCCAUUUCCACCAACAUCAACACCAAUAUAUCUGCAGAUGUUGAAGCUAUCGUUACGUCAAGACAGAAAGCCGGAACUGGUUUUGUCAUGCAGGUCCAUUUCCACCAACAUCAACACCAAUGUCAUGUUUUGAUAUAGAUUACUUUUCUGAAUAACCUAUAGAUUACUUUUCUCCUUGUGGUGACGUUUGUUAGUCACCAGUACUAGUUUUACAAACUGAUGGCAACUGAAAUGUGAAACUAAAGGUCUUAUCGAACUUUGGGUAUAUAUAUAUACUUCCAGGACAAAGGAAGCAGAGGAACUGCCACAA